UCGACUUUUCACAAAGUUGAAAGAUUGCUCGUCCAAUCGUCGGAGGAACAGAGUAACUAACCCAAUCCAAAUGGUUUAGCCCAAUUCAAAGUAAACCAAGCAAAUCAAUCAAGGCCCAAGCCCAGAGCUCUUAAGCCCUGACCCCACUUCCACAUCGUGCCCAACUAAACCUCAGUUCACGAAUCAAUUUUCAGCAAAAACCCGCCACUUCACUUUCUCCAUCAAAAUCGAACCGGAAUAAUCCAUCGUCCGCUGAAUUUAUGAUCGCGUGCCGUGUCGGACUCCUAAUCAGAACUUUGUCCCGGUUUUCUCUCCAAAGAUCGGCGCCUUUAUCAUCAUCUUUGGCUACGUACUCUAAACUUUCUGGCUUUUUCUCCGAUGAGGCGGAAGGUGGGAGCGCCGUUUACCGACACGCGCUCAAAUUUCAGCGUCCAACGACGAUAAAGUGGCGACCCGAGUUGCGUAACUGCGUCAGCCUUAUUGGAUUAGUGUGUUUCCCCCUUAAAAAAAAUCCGAACACUGGCUGUUUCGGUUACACUUACCUUCAGGUCGUCCAUUCUCCUUAUUCGAAUGGAGGGUUUAGGAUACUACUGAGCAUGAGGGAUGACAUGGCAGAAUUGUGUGAAAAAAAUCUGAAGCCAAAUGAUUUUAUUUAUGUUUCAGGACCUUUAGGGUCUUACACAAAGACCGAUCAGGGAGGGAACCUCAUAUUACGUUACAAGGUGAACGUAAAAGAUCUAAAUUAUGUUCAAAGACAUGGUCGUCAAGGUUUGACCUGCCAAAAACCUAAGGAAUCAAAAUCAGGAGAAGGUGAAGCUGAUAUUGAUAAGCAUGUAAGCCAAGAAUAUUUGUGGCAGUUGUACUUCUCCAACCCAUAUGAAUGGUGGGAUAACAGAAAAAAUAAGUUAUCGCCAGGAUCACCUGAUUUUAAGCAUAAGGAUACUGGUGAAGCUCUAUGGUUGAAACCAAAUGAUCCUCCAUGGAUCAAAAGACAACUUCAAUUGCUUGAUUCAAAGAUGGCAGGACAAGGGCUGCAGAGUCAUGUAGGUUCUCAUUCUCGUGUCGCCAUGUGGACUUAUGAUGAGUAAGAAUAAGUUUGUGGGACUUCAAAACUAAUGGAGGAAAGGGCAGUGGAAAUCGAAGUUAAUUACAUCUGCUGCAUUUCACUACCUCCUUGAGGUCAGUUACAUAGUUUUAAGAUCUGACCCAUAGCUGCUAGCUGGAAGGAGAGGUAUUCGGUUGUAUAGGUCCUGGCCAGACAUCACAGUGAUGGAGGUGUAUCAAACAUAGAAUUACUGUGUUGGAUAUGGUGCGAUCAAAAAUUAUAGUAAUUAUAGUAAUGUUGUUUUUAGAACUUAAGGCAGUUGAUCCAAGAAUUCUUCCAGCAGCAAUGUGUCAGAUGCAUAAGAAAAAGUGUAUACAAGGUUGCCUCAUUCUUAAUUAAUUUCUGUUGGCUUUUUUAGAAGAGUAAAAAUUGAGUAGAAUAAAGCCAAUUACUUGGUUUUAAAAACCCAAAUCAGUUAGGGCUAUGCUUUAUCUAUUCUUUCCAAUUUGCUGAGUGAAAAUUUCAAGAACUGUUGGAGAAAUAAGCGGUAGGUAAUAGCCAUUGCCGGUUUCUAAAUUUGAUGUGAAGGAAAAAACAACUGUUGCAGUAAAAUGU
Molecule: messenger RNA, 1660 nt
Organism: Pistacia vera
Lineage: Eukaryota; Viridiplantae; Streptophyta; Magnoliopsida; Sapindales; Anacardiaceae
Product: protein OSB1, mitochondrial-like
Exons: 4
Coding region: 261-1088 (275 amino acids)
Biological process (GO): mitochondrial DNA replication; positive regulation of helicase activity
Cellular component (GO): mitochondrial nucleoid
Molecular function (GO): single-stranded DNA binding
Source: RefSeq, a predicted model, not a curated record